UACAAAUACAUUAUAUAAAUCUUACAACAGGGAUAGUGAUUUGGGUAACAUAAGUGUUGUGUAUAAUAUAGCAAAUGCGAUAUAAUUCAAGAGAUGACUUAUUUAUGUUGUAUAAACUACCUUUUAAGUAACAUUUAAAAGAAGUGUUGUCACUGUAAACUAUAAGCAACACCUUUGAUAAGUGUUGCAAACAUAGUGUUGACAAAGACCAUUUUCCCCACAGGCCUUAUGUACCAAUUAAACAAAACAUGCAACAUAAUUUUUUAGUAGCAACUAAAACAACACGUAAACUUUAUUGAGAGAUAAUAAUUUAUUAUAUAUCAAUUAAGCAAAUAUAUUUUGUAAUUCUUUCAUGAUAUAAGUAUGAAUGAAAAUUCAUAAAAUAUUAACUAAAUUGUUGACGAUCUCAACAAUUUACUUACUCAAAUGUUUCAAUUUUUUUUAACUUAACUCACUUAUUAUUUACUAAAAUUACUUUAUCAUACCUAUUAUAUUCAAUAUCCCAUAAAUUUGCAUAACACAACUUAUAACUUAUGUAAGAUAAGUUAACAUUACGUAAUUGUUUAAUCAAAUGUAAAGUAGAUUACUGAUGGACCCUCUAUUUCAGCACCUAUCAUCUCAUACCAAUGAGUAAUAAGGACGCCAAUAAAACCACCACAAUUUCCUCCACAUGGCUACAAUGGUGGCAUGACAAUAUAUUUAUCAUUUACAUGAAUUGGGUGUUUAAGUGGUGUGCUAGCUAAAGGUUUCCCUCUAGCCACUACCCUAUUUACCCAUUCAACUACACGUGGAGUAAUGGUGGAAAGACCAAGGUUUCUCUUCUCCAUCAAUUGAUCAAUUAAUUAGUUUGCUAUUUACCUCUCUAUUAAGUCCUAGGGAAGCCACCUAACAUCACUUUCCCAUGCUUCCACGUAUGAAAGACAAGGUGGACAUGUGUGUUCUUUAUUCUCAAUUAGUUGGGUCUUAGAAGGAGGUGGUGUUCUUUGUCUUUCUUCUUCUAUGUCUUACUCUUACGCUCUUAAUAUGUUUAUUUGUUAUAUUCUAUUUACCCUAACCAGCAUUGCACUCAGUCUUGUUGGUUGAGUGAAUUGUUUUUUAUACUCAACCAGUCAUCGCACUCAGGGUUGGUUGGAGGUAAAUGUAUUAUUGUUAGUCUUCACGCGCCACCCACGCCAUGAGCAGCAGGCACCUAUAAAUAGGAUGCUCAUUUAUGCUUUCUUGAUAGUUGAUAGGGAACGGAAUUUUUGAAUCUCUCUCUCUAGAGCCGACUUACUAUGCCGCUCACGGUUACCCUCCUCUCAAAUACUAACUUGAGCUUCGGAGAAGGUCCCCGCCAACCACUGCUGGCGGGUCCUUUUGUUUUGCAGGUGUCCAUCUCUGAGGCUGGUGGUGGACGUCGGCCAAGAAGAUCGGCGCUCACCGGACCUCAAACACAUUGAUUCUAGCUCCUCGGAGCUUGGCAUCAACAAUUGGCAGCCACCGUGAGGCCCGAUGAGAUUAAUACCAACAAAUCGUCAAUCCAGCAAGACGAGGUGGACACGCAGGAUCUGCAACCCGAAGCCGGGAUUCGUCAAGAUGCAACUCCAAACAUCAAUCAAGUUGCUAUCUCCAAGCAUCCAGGAUCCCAACAAGAUGGAAAUGUAGGAUCUGCAACCCGAAGAAGGGAUUCGUCAAGAUGCAACUUUAAACAUCAAUCGAAUUGUUAUCUAUAAGCAUCGCGGAUCCCAACAAGAUGGAAAGGCAGGAUCUUCAACCCGAAGAAGGGAUUCGUCAAGAUGCAACUCCAAACAUCAAUCAAGUUGUUAUCUUCAAGAAUCGAGGAUCCCAACGAGAUGGGCAUGCAGGAUCUGCAACCCGAAGAAGGAAUUCAUCAAGAUACAAACCAAACAUCAAUCAAUUCGGUAUCUCCAAGAAUCGAGGAUCUUCUGACCAUGAUUGAGUUGUGUCAAUAUUUGGUGUGGAACUGCGGGCCCUCAACCGAACUAGUUUCUCCGUCGAUUUGUCGCGAAAUCAUAGGAUCCUCCAAUCCUCUCGUGGAAUGGCGCCCUGACAUCAACAAUUGACACUUAUAGUGAGCCUUGAUGAAAAGUUACAUCAACAAUUUGCGCUUGCUAUGGAGCCCGGUGAAAUUUUUAACAAAUUAUCAUUGUCAACGUCAAACCCACUAGGAGAUAUGGUGGAGAAACCUGAUGUCGGGGGAUUCAAAACGAGGCCGUGGGGGCACCAAUUUAGGUCUGCCUCUCGUAAGACCUACGUUUUAGCGGAGAAACCAUGUUGUCUACUUUUUAAGUAGGCACAUCUCCAUCAAUGAGGUCAAGGGUUCAAUUCCCCGCGAAUUGCUAUUGUGAAAAAAGAUCCACUUUAUCACCCACACCACUCUGCCUCCAUCUCUUCCGAAUCUUGACGGGACAACUUUUGUAUCAUCAUCCCCAAUCUGGCAGGGGAACCUCUUCCCUUCUCAUACUCCAAUUGAGAAAAAUCCAAGUAUGAAAAAGUUUUUGUAAAAUCAAAAACUAUCUGGUAAUACCUCCUAAACUCUCAUUUAUACUUGAUAUCAAAAUUCUUCUAUGAUGUUGCAGAACCCAAACUAUUUUCCUUAUCACUCAUACACGGUCAGCACUAAACACACAACAUAAGGCUGCAAUGAUUGGCAUUGGUCGCCUGCAACAAUUGGUUUGGUUUGUGUACCAUGGUUGGCACGACUCUCCAUGCGUGGCCCACAUUAUUAGUGCAACCUGUCUGUCACAAUUGACACGGUUUUCCAUGAUCUCUCGCCACUACGGUGCACCCAUUCCCUAUAAUUGGCACGACUCUCCAAUAAUUGCUCGUCCUAUCUAUCUUAGCUUUAUAUGCCAUGAUUUAAAUCACUCAUUUAGAGAUGUGUUACCAAUAGUAAACUUUGAUUUCAACCUUAAUUUUUCUAUAGGUAAGGGUGCAAUUGAUGGACCCUCUAUUUCACCACCUAUCAUCUCAUACCAAUGAGUAAUAAGGAUGCCAAUAAAACCACCACAAUUUCCUCCGCGUGGCUACAAUGGUGGCAUGGCAAUAUAUUUAUCAUUUACAUGAAUUGGGUGUUUAAGUGGUGUGCUAGCUAAAGGUUUACCUCUAGCCACUACCCUAUUUACCCAUUCAACUACACGUGGAGUAAUGGUGGAAAGACCAAGGUUUCUCUUCUCCAUCAAUUGAUCAAUUAAUUAGUUUGUUAUUUACCUCUCUGUUAAUUCCUAGAGAAGCCACCAAACAUCACUUUCCCCAUGCUUCCACGUAUGAAAGGCAAGGUGGACAUGUGUGUUCUUUAUGCUCAAUUAGUUGGGUUUUAGAAGGAGGUGGUGUUCUUUUUCUUUCUUCUUCUAUGUGUUACUCUUACGCUCUCAAUAUGUUUAUUUGCUAUAUUCAAUUUACCCUAACCAGCAUUGCACUCAGUCUUGUUGGUUGGGUGAUUUGUUUUUUAUACUCAACCGGUCAUCGCACUCAGGGUUGGUUGGAGGUAAAUGUAUUAUUGUUAUUCUUCACACGCCACCCACGCCAGGAGCAGCAGGCACCUAAUAGGAUGCUCAUUUAUGCUUUCUCGACAGUUAAUAGGGAAUGGAAUUUUUGAAUCUCUCUCUAGAGCCGGCUUACUAUGCCGCUCACGGUUACCCUCCUCUCAAAUACUGACUUGAGCUUCGGAGAAGGUCCCCGCCAACCACCGCCGGCGGGUCCUUUUGUUUUGCAGGUGUCCAUCGCGGAGGCUGGUGGCAGACGUUGGCCAGGAAGAUCGGCGCUUACUGGACCUCAAACACAUUUAAGCAGCUUGGCAUCAACAAUCACAUAACAUCGUUGUAUAAUCGUUAUUAAAAUAUAUUACUUAAAACUUACCAAAGUGACUUACUUGAACUGUUUUGUGAAUAAAUUUAUUUCAACUAAGUAAUUAAAUGAGUGAAUGAAAUUCUAUUAAAAUU
Linum trigynum is the source of this 3941-nucleotide messenger RNA. Lineage: Eukaryota; Viridiplantae; Streptophyta; Magnoliopsida; Malpighiales; Linaceae. The record is from the annotation of a GenBank genome assembly.